CGAGCACAGACACCCUCACCCACCGGUUGGUGUAUGAGGUAUGUCUCUAAGCAAGACGGAUUGACCAUGAGGGAAACAGAAGAAAACCACGAUAUGAUUUCCGGAAAUUGCCCAUGAGAGCCAUUCCGUCGGUGUGCUCGGUGCCGUUUCAAUGGCUCCAAACACGGAGGAUUUCCUAGGCCUCAGCCCAAAUCGGUGCAAUGGUACGACUUGUUUUGCAUUACAGCUUCCGCAGUUCUAUUUCUGUUUACGCGUCGAAACUCUCCACCCAAAGCAGCCAAGAGGGGGAAACACUUGACGGACGACACCAGAAGAGGGAUUGCGUCGCAUAUCAUGUUAGUCCAGUUUGGGUAAGUCCGUCUACGCUACUGUACGCCUGCAUCUAUGCAGGCAAGCACAUUAUUAGCGUUGGCCUCUCUAUCCGUUUGCACCCUUUUCAGUAACCAGACAUGCUUUCCAACAGUGCGCUGCUAGUGGCUGUUGGUCACCGUCAGGCGCUGCACACCGACGCUGCCCGCUACCGGCCUUUGCCCCGCGCCGCCGUAGUGCCCCGCGGACGCCGUCCUCCGCCGCUCGACGAAUCACGAGGCCUGUGUUGGCAAGCUGUAGGGCGCGGCUAGACGACAUCAGCACCCAGCAGGCCAGUUCUAGUGUGACUUAGUUCUCUUCUUUUCUUUUUUCCCUUCGUCAUCCGCAAAAUAGGUGCGCCGAGUUACUUUCUGCGACAAUCUAUUCUGUAAGAGAGAGAUACCUAGACAAACAAUUCGAUAUAUCGGCAAUCUGCAAUAUUACAAAAUGGGUCGACACGAGCUGGAGUAUCCCAAGGACGCUACGAACCUUGUUAAGAGACACGAUGAGAGAGGUGUAUAUGCUCUUCGUAAAAUCCAUGAGCUCAUUAACUCUACUCAUCUACUACACGUUUCAAUGAACAUCCCCAACUCUCCUUUCCCAGCUACGCUGCCCAUGAUUGGCCAGAUGGGCUCCUUUGACCGACCAAGCGCUGACCUAGGCGAUCCGCUGGAUCUUUACGUCCACGGCUACGUCACCAGCCGCAUGUUCAACAACGGCCGUGCUGCUGGUAGCGAGGGUGUACCUGUUUGUGUUUCUGCUUCUCAUGUAGACGGCCUCGUACUCGCCCUCUCGUCCUUCGAGUCAAGCUACAACUACCGCUCAGCAGUGCUCUUUGGACACGCGACUCUGGUCACUGAUCCUGCCGAGAAGGUCUACGCACUGGAACUAGUCACAAACUCUGUCAUUCCAGAUCGCUGGAAGAAUUCCAGAUUGCCCCCUGCCAAUUCUGAACUGCAGAGCACUGGUGUUCUCAAAAUCACCAUUGCUUCAGGAAGUCUCAAGUUUCGCACUGGCGGUGGCAGCGAUGCCAAGCAAGACAUGGAAAGCGAGGAUGUUUUGAACAGCGUCUGGACUGGUGUUAUUCCCAUGCAGUCUACAUUUGGCGAGCCGGUCCCAGCACCGCAUAACCGCGUAGAGCUGCCCAAGUACAUCUCUGAGUAUACCGAGGAGUUCUCCAAGUCCAACUUGGAGUAUGCCAAAUCAAUUUCCCAAGGCUAGACUGGCGCAAACCUUGGCUUGCGAAGUGCUACAUGACAUGACAUUCAUUAGCU
Molecule: messenger RNA, 1622 nt
Organism: [Torrubiella] hemipterigena
Lineage: Eukaryota; Fungi; Ascomycota; Sordariomycetes; Hypocreales; Clavicipitaceae
Source: the annotation of a GenBank genome assembly